Messenger RNA from Pogona vitticeps (central bearded dragon), 1756 nucleotides. RefSeq lists its product as uncharacterized. Gene Ontology annotation, molecular function: protein binding. NCBI's taxonomy places the organism in Eukaryota, Metazoa, Chordata, Lepidosauria, Squamata, Agamidae. The record is from RefSeq and is a predicted model, not a curated record.
CACAUAUUGUACAAUCUUCGUUUGUAAGUAAAAAAUGCUCAAAAACAGUAUGCUGACCAGCAGUGGUGGAAAAGCUGAUAUCAGAUAGGAUGCAACUCUGGUUUCUUUUGCUGGUUGCUGCUGUCAAGACAGAUGAAAUACAAAGAGAAAACAGUUGUGCUGAAAGGUUUGCUGGAGUACCAGGGAACCCUGGAUACAAUGGCAUACCAGGACGGGAUGGACGUGAUGGAUCAAAGGGAGAAAAAGGAGAUGCAGGUGAACCAGGACAUCCAGGAAAACCAGGCAUAGAUGGCAUAAGUGGAAAUAAAGGAGAACCAGGAGCUGAUGGCAGUGUUGAAGAGAAAGGGAACAAAGGAGAAAAAGGAGAGAGAGGCUGGCCUGGGAAAUUUGGACCUAAAGGAGUACCUGGACCAUUGGGUGAAAAAGGUCAAAAGGGUGAGCUGGGACUACAAGGAAGAAAGGGUUUAAAAGGGGACAUUGGCCCUGUUGGCCCAAAAGGCAUCAAAGGUGACACUGGAGCCCAAGGUGAAAUAGGGAUAAGGGGUCCGAUUGGACCAAUGGGCCCCGUUGGUCCAAAAGGAGAAAUUGGAAACCCAGGGCAGAAGGGCAGUAAAGGAAAUCAAGGACAAAUAGGCUGGAAGGGAGACAGGGGGGAAAAGGGAAACCUAGGCAGCGUUCCCAUCAUUCCCAGAAGUGCCUUCAGUGUAGGUCUUAGCACCAAGUUUCCCCCAUUAAAUGUUCCCAUAAAGUUUGACAAAGUGAUCUAUAAUGGCUUAAAUCAUUACAAUCCCACCACGGGAGUGUUCACAUGCCGGAUAACAGGUGUCUAUUAUUUCACCUACCACAUUACUGUGUUUGCAAAAAAUGUCCGAGUCGCUCUGGUUAAAAAUGGGUACAGGAUGCUCCAUACUGCAGACAAAUAUCAAGGUGCUGAAGAUCAGGCCUCAGGAGCAACCAUCCUGGAGCUUCAGGAACGUGAUCAGAUAUGGCUGGAGACCUAUGGAGGGGAGACUUCUAAUGGGUUAUAUGCAGACCCAGAUGAUGACACAGUCUUCACUGGCUUCCUUAUAUUUAGUACCUCAGAGACACUAGCACCUAUACCACUUUUCAGAACAUGAGAUUUAUUUUUAAAAUAUGAUGUCUGUUGCAUAGACCACUGCUUAAUCUUUGUAUCAAGCUUGGUAUGUAAACAAAAUUCACAAAAGACAUAGUUACAACUCCCUGACAAUCAUAUAUAGCUUGAAGGUAAAAUGUAUUUUGUUUGUGUUGUUUCUAGUGUGUGCUUUGUGAACAAAUCUGAAAUCUAUGGUAAUGUCCAUCACAAUUUAUAUGAAAUCUCUAUUUGUAAUAUCUUAUAUAAAACUCAGAAUUUCAAAGGUGUGUAUAGGGGUUUUAUCUUCUAGGAUUAAUAAGUGGUUGUCUUUCUGUUUAAUUAAGCAGAUCUGCCUAUCACACCUUUUACUAAAUAAUUUGAGCCCUGGGUUAAAGCACAAAUGCACUUAUGUAUCCGUGUCUGGUUAUGACUAAGAGCCAAACUAUACAAGACUCUUAACUCUGCAUUUAGAAGUGCUUCCCUCUUGAGCGGCAAAAUAUUUCUAUCUUAGUAUGAGCUUUUCUUAGUUCAGCAAUUUGCAAACUGGUGCGUUCUGUUUUAUUAUUGCUCUCUGGACCAUAAACAUGGGUUUUAUUUGCUACAGUGGUGCCUCGCUUAAUGACGAUAAUCCAUUCCAGGAAAAUCGGUUAAGCGAAAACAUUG